Trichomycterus rosablanca is the source of this 2915-nucleotide messenger RNA. It is a transcript of the gene pgr, whose product is annotated as progesterone receptor. The transcript has 8 exons. The record is from RefSeq and is a predicted model, not a curated record. NCBI's taxonomy places the organism in Eukaryota, Metazoa, Chordata, Actinopteri, Siluriformes, Trichomycteridae. Gene Ontology annotation, molecular function: zinc ion binding; estrogen response element binding; nuclear receptor activity. Gene Ontology annotation, biological process: regulation of transcription by RNA polymerase II; nuclear receptor-mediated steroid hormone signaling pathway. Gene Ontology annotation, cellular component: chromatin; nucleus. Bases 185 to 1927 code for a protein of 580 amino acids.
CUUGGAUGAGAUUUGUGCGUGUCUGCUACACAAGCUUUCGCCACAAGGAGGGAGAUUUGUAGGAAGGUGUUUGUUGGAUAAGGGCAGCAAGCGCAGAGCGCACAGGAUCCUCCUAACUCCGGCUGCAAUUUGCUCUGUUUCGUGCGCUGUUUUUUUAAUAAAACUCAAUUAAAAACAACAAAACAUGGAGGCGGUAAGUACUUCGGCUCUGGAUUCCUCAGACAGCCAAAGAGUGAAUGAUAUGAUGGACAAAUAUACAGAUAUAAGCUUCGGACAGGUGAAGAACGGAGCUGAGGGAGCGCGCAGUUUUGACAACUUGGAUACAUUAGCAAUUCUUUCAGCUACAAACCUCGACAGUGAGUUUGAAGUAUUUGAGAAAGCUUUCGGACCAAACCACGAUGGAUCUGAGGAGCUUCUGAAACUGGAACCAGGGCCAUGGGUGGAAAUUCCAGUCAGUUCUUUGCCGUUGAAGAACGAGCGAGAGCCGCCACUCAUCAGUGCGCAAACACGCUCCGAGUUUCAUUUAGCACCCAAUGUCAACACACUGGAUGUGUGUACAUCUUCAGUCUCCCCAUGCCACUCACCAAUGAUGGACUCCAAUUCGGGGUUGAUGGUUGAUCUGAACCAAACCAGCGCAACAGGUCCCAUGACACAGCUUGCCUUCGAGCCCAGCACCACACCACCACUAGUGUGCAAAAGCGAGUUGGGUUCUUGGGACUCACACCUGUGGUUUGAGAGACCAGGUCAGGUCGGGUUUGCAUCGCAGGAGAUUGUCGGCAGUUCUGGAUUCAUCCAAAGAUCACCAACAUUUUACAGCGCCAUUCCAGGAGUGCAUUCCCAGAGGGUGUGUGUGAUAUGUGGGGACGAAGCCUCAGGCUGCCACUAUGGAGUCCUGACAUGUGGAAGUUGCAAAGUGUUCUUCAAAAGAGCUGUGGAAGGACAUCAUAACUAUCUGUGUGCCGGGCGGAAUGACUGCAUUGUGGAUAAGAUCAGGAGAAAAAACUGUCCUGCCUGCCGCCUCAGAAAAUGCUACCAGGCUGGGAUGAUGCUUGGAGGUCGUAAGUUGAAGAGAUUCGGUGUACUGAAGUCCAUGGGUCUAUGCCAACCCCUGAUGUUUCAGGGCCACACUCUGACCUCCAUGCCAUGCAUGCCUGGUUUUCAAGAACUGCAGCUCUCCCCCCAAUUUAUCAACAUCCUUGAAAGUAUAGAGCCAGAGACCGUCUACUCCGGCUAUGACAAUUCCCAGCCUGAACAGCCACAUUUACUCCUGAACAGUCUUAACAGGCUGUGUGAGAGACAGCUGCUCUGGAUCGUCAAGUGGUCCAAAUCCCUGCCAGGUUUCCGCAAUCUGCAUAUCAACGACCAGAUGACCCUAAUCCAAUAUUCCUGGAUGAAUCUGAUGGUAUUCUCUCUGGGUUGGAGAAGCUUCCAGAAUGUUUCACCUGAGUACCUGUACUUCGCUCCUGACCUUGUCCUCAGCCAAGAUCGAAUGAGAAGAAGUCCUAUCUACGACUUGUGUAUGGCCAUGCAGUUAAUCCCACAGGAGUUUGCUAAACUCCAAGUGACCAAAGAGGAGUUUCUGUGCAUGAAGGCCCUGAUGCUGCUCAACACAGUACCUCUGGAGGGCUUGAAGAGUCAAGGCCAGUUCGAUGACAUGAGACAAAACUACAUCCGAGAGCUGACCAAAGCCAUCCAAAUGAAAGAGAAAGGAGUGGUGGGCAGCUCACAGAGGUUCUACCACCUCACCAAGCUUAUGGAUUCCAUGCAUGAGAUAGUGAAGAAGGUCAACCUGUACUGCCUGAGCACAUUCAUUCAAGCCGAUGCCAUGAGGGUGGAGUUUCCGGAGAUGAUGACCGAGGUCAUUGCAUCACAACUCCCAAAGGUGCUGGCUGGCAUGGUCAGGCCCCUUCUGUUCCAUGGCAAAUGAUGAUCCGACAAGCCUAAGGGAAUUAUAAAAUAUGGAAGAUCUUUAAGGACUUCAAGCACAAAGAGAUAAGCUGGGGACAAUCUGUAAUGAUGUAAUUUGUAAUGGCUGUUUUCAUCCCUGUGCUUGCUUUGCCUUAAUUUACGACUAAAAUAAUUUGCAGUGUGUAAUAAUAUAAGUAAGAACAUUUGCUUUGAGGCUAUGGUUAACCUGUUGCAUUCUGUAUUGUAUGUAUUUGUUUUUUUUUAGGAACUGAUUUCAAUUCCUAUAUAAUUCCAUUAUAUCUGAAUACUGCUGUGUUAAUUGUUUCCUGAAUGCAGUGGUUCUUAAACUGGUUGCACCUAUUCAUUUACUUUAAUUUUUUUCUAACUUUUUUUCUAGUCUCAGUUAGGGUUGGGCGGUAUGACGGUAUUACGGUAUACCGCGGUAUUAAAAAAUUUUGAUGGUAUUUAAAAAUGGUGACGGUAUUUUAAAAAAUGUGAAGCGCCAAAUUUCUGCUUCAGGUUUACCUUGAAAACUGAGACUUUAAGACAUUCGCGCAUCCACAGUAAGGGAGGGGUGGGAGGGUAGGUGGUUGGAGGUCACUGAUUGGUUGUAGUGAUGGGAAUUAUGGCUCCUUGAAGGGAGCCGGAUCUUUUGGCUCGGUUCCUUUUAAAGAGCCGUUCAAAAAAAUGACUCUUCGUUCCUCUGGAAGCGCUACUGGGUAAACUAUAAGACAGCCCCGAUAUUAAUAUCAAUGAUGAACAAUCAUGAACAUUUUGCUACCUUGCCUUAAAUGUAGGCCUAAUUCAAACAACACUUAAAUGAGAAAAAAAGAUUUAUUUUAAAAGAAGAGAAAAAACUACAGAGAAGAGACAUACUGUGGUUGCAUCGCAUUAAGUUUCACAACAAUCCUCUUUUGUGCAGAGAUGUGCCUGUGUUUAUUUCUGCUUUAAAACAUACGCACCAUGAAAUAAUCAGAUUUAACAUAAUUAAACAAGUUUAUUUCUUA